This is a messenger RNA of Acanthamoeba castellanii str. Neff, 708 nucleotides long. RefSeq lists its product as uncharacterized. The transcript has 5 exons. Lineage: Eukaryota; Discosea; Longamoebia; Acanthamoebidae. Bases 1 to 708 code for a protein of 235 amino acids. The record is from RefSeq and is a predicted model, not a curated record.
AUGGAGAGGAAAGGAAACAAGAGGCUGUCGACGCCGCGUGCAAGGAGUGCGAGGCCCAGUACUACGACGGCAACUAGUGGCAGCGGACCAGCAGCAGCCAGGGGGCGAGGGCGGGGCAAGCGCGGUCGCGAUUCGUACGAGGCGGCGGGGCCGGUGGAGCGCGGGCGGGUGACCCCCGAGGCCGCGUGGACGGGCAAGGUGGUGCGGAUCAUCUCCGGCGGCCAGACAGGGGCCGACCGGGCGGGACUCGAGGCCGGCCGUCUUCUCGGCGUGGCCACCGGCGGCACCGCGCCCAACAACUUUCUCACCGAACAAGGUGCCUUCCAGCUGUUCUUUUGUGUCGUGAACGUUGACGAUGCCGACGGUACUAUCGCCUUCCGCCUGCACCCGGGCAAUGGCACCGAUAAGACCAUCGGCUGGGCGCAACUGCGACAAUGGACGUACGGACCGGAGCGAGCGCGGAGCAAGGAUGACGGCUGGCGUCCGGUGCUCGUCAUCGAAGACGUGAGCGACGAGCGGCUGGAGGAGACUGCCCAACAGAUUAGGGGCUGGAUCACCGGCAACAAGAUCGCCAUCGUCAACAUCGCCGGCCAUCGAGAGACGACGAGCGGGAUGGGCAAGGCCUACGGCGAGCAGGUCACGAAGAUCCUCCAGCACGCGCUCGCGGGCCUGUGCGAGCCGCACCAGGCCAAGUGGCCCACCAGUUGA